UGCGUCUUCCCCGGAAAUCCACAACAUCACCGUCUUACUUACCGUCGGCAGCUUCUCUGGCUGCAAGAUCCAAAAUGUCCUACUACUUCACCAUCCUCUCGCCCACCGACGUCCCCCUCUUCAACAUCGCCUUCGGCACCUCCAAAUCCGGCGGCGAUGGCAUCGCCCGCUUCCGCUUCCCGGACACCGCCCAGUACAUGAACCAGUUCAUCAUCCACUCGAGCUUGGAUAUGGUCGAGGAGGCGCAGUGGAUGAAUGGGAAUAUGUACCUCAAACACAUCGACACCUACCCCCCAGCCUCGGCCUACAUCUCCGCCUUCCUCACCCCAUCCGGCGCCCGCUUCCUGCUGCUGCACCAGCCGCCCAACGCCGCAGGCCCCAACGCGAACGCCGGUAGUGGCAUCACGGGAAGCUCGAUCCUGGGCGGCUCGUUCUCGGCGGGCUCGUCGUCGGCGCGCGCCUCGGCCAGCUCCAUCGCCGCCAACCCCACCAGCCCCCAGACCGAGGAGGCCGUGCGCCAGUUCAUGACCGAGGUCUAUGAGAACUACGUCAAGACGGUCAUGAAUCCGUUCUAUCGGCAGGGGAUGGAGAUCCGGAGUGCCGUGUUUCGGUCGAGGGUUACGGCGGCGGGACGGAAGUGGUUGUGAUUCUUUUUCCGGUUGUUCAAGGGGGGGGUUGGUAAGAGGUGGAGGGAUUAGAUGUGUUGGUUGCGGGUGUUGGCGUUGGGUUCUAUUGUUUUUCUGCUUGAUGAUACCAGGGCUUAUUUGCCAUGUAGAUAUAACUUUUCAUUAAUCUCCCUGAACGGUGACUUCGUCAUCGACCACCGAUGGCAUCAUAAAUCAUGGUCGUAUUCGUCGUUAUUGCUAUC
Aspergillus uvarum CBS 121591 is the source of this 868-nucleotide messenger RNA. Its product is annotated as TRAPP subunit TRS20. Lineage: Eukaryota; Fungi; Ascomycota; Eurotiomycetes; Eurotiales; Aspergillaceae. Gene Ontology annotation, biological process: endoplasmic reticulum to Golgi vesicle-mediated transport. The transcript is spliced from 2 exons. Gene Ontology annotation, cellular component: TRAPP complex; cytoplasm; nucleus. The record is from RefSeq and is a predicted model, not a curated record. Bases 75 to 647 code for a protein of 190 amino acids.